CUGCCAUUUAGAGUAAUUUGAUUUGGCACUUAACUCUAAGUUUCUAUUUUGCUGAUCAUUUUAAUUGUUGAAAUUUUUAAUGUUUCCGACAAUAUUGCUCUCAGUAUCGUGAUUGCACCCCAAGAUUGCAAUUGGGUGUUUUAAUUUGACGCAUUCUCUUUCUCGAUUGUUAGGCCGUGUGUGUCUGCUAUUUGACUCGAAUACUAAUGAUGUGGCGAUUCGGGUUGGUGAGAUUGGAUUACGCGUAGAUGAUGAAAGUAGAUAAGGGUGAUUUUGGCCGUUUUCGGUAGUCUUUUCUUCCUGUUUUUCAAUUGAGUCUUCAAUUGCUUCAUUGGUUGGUAACUUGACUUGCUGCUAUUUUUCUCUCUCCUGCUAGUGCUAGCCUGGUGGUAGGUAUGGUCAUCCAAUAGUAAUUCCUACCCGACGGUGCGAUUUUCUGCAGAGCGCUGUGGCAUUUUACUUUGUUCCUUUCAAAUCCACCUCGGCCACUCGACUCUCCAAAUGUAUUCUGUCUGCUGCCUAAUUUAAUAACAUUUCAGGCUUCUUCCCGUCCCAAAUUAGUCGCCAAAAUGUCACGCAAUUUUUAAUUCAUCUUCUCAUCCCUAUACUAGCCCAGUCUGAAAUGAAAUGAAAUUAAAUCAAUUCAAGUGCGGCGUCUAAUCCAAAUGAGUAUUACAACCUCUGUUGAAUGUUUUAUUUCAAUUUCAAACGAAUUUAUUCACUUUGCCCGCUUUUUGAACAACUUCAAUGCAGGCUACUAUCUGCAAACCAUAGUGCCCAAACCGGCGCCCAAUACUAAUGUAACAGCUUGAUAAGGACUUGGGAAGCAUUGCACAACUUACAGGUGAAGACUGACUGUAGUAAUGGCUUUAUCCAUGCAAUCUGGGAAUUGACGCGGUUGCGAGAAAGGCAGUGGCUCUUUCUAGUCUAGUGUAAUAAUACUAGUAGCUGAAUUUGAGCGUGAACGGAGGCGGAGCAAGGACAAGACAUCGUACAAAAACAGCAGCAGCAGCAAUAGCAGCGUAGAUGUUAAAUUUGUAGCCUGAUUACUUUGAAAUUCGAUUAGGCCGUAAAAAGUUUACGGAUUUAAUUAAAUUUACAACGAGCCACCAAGUUGAUUUUGGCCCAAAAUUGUGAGCGCCGACUUAGCGUUUAUCCUUUUUUGCCAUUAUUUGUUCCAUUUUAGAUUGAUUUCUUUUCUUAUUCGAACAUCAAAGGCACAAAACAACCGCUCCUACACCGCUUAUCCCCCUUGAAAAGCUCAACAACCACCGCCUUACGUAACUUCAACUAUAACACAAUAGUACCAUAUAAGCACAAACACUCAUCGGGUAAAGCUGGUGUUGUUUCUAGAUAAAGCACAAUUUUCAAUUCUGCUGCAGAAUUAUUUGUAACGUACUCUAUUGUUUCCUAUGCGUCACAUAUUGAGAAAAAAAAUCAAUGAAAAAGCUAAUUAUACUUCGUUUUGCCUUUUGUCAGUCAAACCUUUUAUCAGUUUUGUGCUGAUUUCAAUGGAUAAGCGUUCAAAUAAUUUUGUUUCUUAGCUUUGUACAUCAUUUUAUUCGAUCAGAAGAGUAAUUCAUUUCUAUCCCCUGCUUCAAAAGCUGAUUCAUCUAUUUCUUCUUCUGCUUAAGUUAUUUUUAAUGAAAAUGGGCGAAAAGUCUUUGAGCCAACUGGGUUUAGUUUUAUUCGCUUUCCUUAUUGCGUGCACAUCGUGUGUAAGUGCCGCUUCAAAUGAAUCUGCAGCUUCCGAAGAAAAGUGCGUAGCGAAAGGGGAUGGGUGCAGCGAGGCUAAAGACGGCCUCAUUUUAUCCUGCUGGCGUCCGUUUAAGACAUCGACAGCAGAUUACGUAGCGAGGGGAUUUGUCUACUUUUUCGCGCUCUGUUACAUGUUCCUGGGAGUAUCAAUCGUGUCUGAUCGAUUCAUGUCCGCUAUUGAAAUGAUCACGAGUCAGGAGAAACAGGUCACAGUCACUCGGCCCAAUGGCGAGAAAGCAGUCGUCACUGUCCAAAUCUGGAACGAGACUGUUUCUAAUUUGACUCUAAUGGCGUUGGGGUCGAGUGCUCCUGAAAUCAUGUUGUCAGUCAUCGAAAUCAUCAGUCGUAAAUUCGAGUCAGGUGACCUUGGUCCAGGUACAAUCGUAGGCUCGGCCGCUUUCAAUCUGUUUUGCAUCAUUGCCAUCUGCGUGUAUGUGAUUCCCGAUGGCGAAGGACGAAGAAUUGAACAUUUGCGCGUGUUUGUUUGCACUGCUAGUUGGAGUGUGUUCGCUUAUAUCUGGAUGUACAUUAUCAUCGCAGUGAUCAGUCCCAACGAAGUGGAAGUCUGGGAGGGCCUGGUGACAUUUGCUUUCUUCCCUUUGCUAGUCCUAAUAGCUUACAUUACAGAUAGGAAGAUAUUUUUCAUGCGGUUCCUGGACAAAAAAUACACUGCACAUUAUACGGGAGCUCAGGACAUAAAUAUGAGUGAGCAAAAUGGAGACGUUGAGAUGCAAAAGCACAAUGCGAACAACAACCACGACGGCAAUCUAUUGUCCAACCACGAUGCUCAUGUAGGCUUCAAAGGUUCCAAGAUGAACCUGCAAGACUUGAGUUCGAGCGACCAGCACAAAAGAGAGUUCAUGAUGAAAUUGGUCGAACUGAAAGAACAACACCCUGAUCUAGACAUGGAUAAACUAGAACAGAUGGCAGCCUACGAGGUUGUGCAGAAUCAGCAUAAAAGCAGAGCCUACUAUCGAAUCGCGGCAACGCGAAAAAUGACAGGUGGUGGAAACGUGAUCAAGAAGAAUUUGGAAAAGAAAGCACAUGAAAAGGACCUUACGGAGGUAAUAGAAGAAGAGGAAAGUUUUGCCAAGGUCGUAUUUGACCCCGAACACUACACAGUAAUGGAAAACGUGGGAUCAUUUGAAGUUGGGGUGUACAGAAUUGGAGAAGAUUUAGACUUUUACACUUACGUUGAUUUCGAAACCAUCGACGGAUCAGCCAACCAAGGUUCGGAUUUCCACUACGCGGCCGGCACCCUUGUAUUCAAACCGGACGAAACCCACAAAGAAGUAACCCUGCACAUUGUAGACGACGACGUGUUUGAAGAAGACGAGCACUUCAGUGUGAAGUUGUCGAAUGUCCGCAACGCCAAGUCCCCUCUAGCCGAUAAAGUCCAAAAUGACCCCUCAAUCGAUUGCCGACUAGGAGCAGUUGAUGAAUGCAUGAUCACAAUUCUAGACGAUGACCAUUGCGGUGUGUUCUGUUUUGAAGAAGAAGAAAUCUCCUGUCCCGAGAACUGUGGGGAGGUGAAAAUUAAAAUUGCCAGACACUCAGGUGCCAGAGGCAACAUCCACGUGCCUUUUCUCACCAUCGACGGAACCGCGAAGGGCGGCGGAGUUGAUUUUGAAGACUCCUUUGGUGAGCUAGAGUUCACUAAUGACCAAGCAUCCGGAUUCAUUACCGUCAAAGUUAUCGACGACGAAGAGUACGAGAAGCAUGAACACUUCUUUGUCGAAAUCGGAAAUCCACGCCAAAUAGCCAGACGAAGUUCGACGGGAACUGUCAUUUACGAAGACGACUUUGAAAAAGACGAGUCCAAAAUGACAGAAGAAGAGCUGAUCGCGACUCAAGGGCGUGCAAAACUGGGUGCUAUUACUAGACUCAAGGUCAACAUUACUGAGAGUAAAGAGUUCACUGGAGCUGUUGAUCGGCUACUGAAAAAUACUAAUAUGGGCGAACUUCUAAGCACGUCUUCAUGGACUGAACAAUUCGUAGAAGCGAUCUCAGUAAGUGCGGGAGGAGACGAUGAUGAUGAAGGCGACGACGAGGAGGGAGGCGAAAACAGCCUUCCAUCGUGCAUGGAUUACGUCAUGCAUUUCCUAACUGUCUUCUGGAAGAUUCUGUUUGCAUUUAUUCCCCCUACCAAUAUCGCCGGUGGAUGGGCAUGCUUUGUUGUUUCUAUUGGCGGCAUCGGAGCUUUGACAGCUGUUAUUGGUGACUUAGCGUCACAUUUUGGCUGCACGGUUGGGCUUAAAGAUGCUGUAACAGCUAUUUCUUUUGUGGCUCUGGGAACCAGUGUCCCCGAUACCUUCGCCAGUAAAACAGCCGCAGUCGGUGAUAAAACUGCCGACGCUUCUAUUGGUAAUGUGACAGGAAGCAAUGCAGUGAAUGUUUUCCUGGGAAUCGGAAUCGCCUGGUCUGUGGCAGCUAUAUACCACGCCAUCAAGGGAACCCCCGGAGGCUUCGCAGUAGAACCCGGAGCUCUUGGAUUCUCGGUCACUCUAUUUUGCAUCUUAGCCUCUAUUUGUAUUGCCGCUUUGUUCUUCAGGAGGUUCAACUCCUCAAUUGGCUUCGAGUUGGGAGGACCUAGGAAAUCCAAAAUCAUUACCUCAAUUUUAUUUGUGGGCCUUUGGAUAACUUAUGUCGCAAUGUCAGCAAUGGUCGCCUAUUGUGUUUUCGACCCUGGAUUUUAGUCAGUGAGAAUUGGAACCGCAGGUCAACUCGGAUAACAAGAAAGCAACAGAUUGUAUCUGAGAUGCAAAUUUCCAAAAACAACUCAUUUUAUCAUAAUGCCUCACCGCCUCUGAGUUUUUGAUACAGUUUUUGUAACUGAUUUAAUUGUCAUUCGCUCCGAGAUUUGAUUGCGAAUAGAGAAGUUUUGCGGUUGUAGUUUGUUCACUUGAAAAUGUUGGUCGAAUCGACUUUUAUAAGCACAAAAAAAGACUCACCGAUUAAUCCUGGUUAACAAAUGCAAAAAGCUGCUAGUCUUUAAAUUAUAAUUUUUAAAUUUAUUUGUAAAAUUUAAAAGAGCCUGGGGCUCCUGAAGUUACCAUUUUAAUGGUUUAAGUUUCGUAAAUCGUUUAAUAUUUUCUCUAUUUUGAAUUUUUCAAUGAAUUUCUCUAAAUUACGAAUUCUAAUUAAUCUGGUCAGUAUUUGCAAACUAGUUUAUAAUUUUUAUUUUCUGUAUAUGACUUAUAUUUUUUCAUUUGCCCUCUUCAGCGUAAUUUAUAAUGACACCAUUAAUUUCAUUAAUUAUUACUAUAAUUUAGGGCACACAAACUCAAGCUCUUUUUUAUUUUUAUGUUAAUUAAAUUAAAUUAACCUUGCUCUCAAUAGAAAAGAGAAAAAUCUUUUUUACUGUGCCCCGAAUUCUUCAAACUAAAUUUUGGUUUCAACUUAAGCAGUUAACCACAGUCUAAGCUUGGCUCUUUUCCAGUCCCCGCAUAGAUAUGGCAUACUCCUACUACAUCAAUUCGUGGGCAUGAAACAAGUACGAUCAAAAAAUCAUAUAUUUUUCUUAUCGCAAUGAUGUUUUUUGGAGGAAAGCCACCAAUUACGGGGACUGGAAUGAUAGAAGGUAAUGCUCCACGUAGCUGUAAGUAAUAUGAUGCACUUAAAUCUGAGUUCUGUGCAAUGUAAUCAGUGCAAUAAUGUAGUUUUGUGGUCCGUUUCUUGCAAUGCUCCAUUUAUAAUCUGCUCAAUUCUAGAUGCACUCA
Messenger RNA from Symsagittifera roscoffensis, 5477 nucleotides. RefSeq names its product sodium/calcium exchanger 1-like. Gene Ontology annotation, cellular component: axon; postsynapse; sarcolemma. Gene Ontology annotation, biological process: cell communication; sodium ion transmembrane transport; calcium ion import across plasma membrane. The record is from RefSeq and is a predicted model, not a curated record. Gene Ontology annotation, molecular function: calcium:sodium antiporter activity. The transcript has 2 exons. The coding region runs from base 1644 to 4454 and encodes 936 amino acids. NCBI's taxonomy places the organism in Eukaryota, Metazoa, Xenacoelomorpha, Acoela, Convolutidae.